ACCAAAAAGACAAACAAAGUUCAUCGCGGAGUCGGAGUGUUUUGAUGGUUUUUCAGAAGAGAUGUGUGAUAUGUAGUGCUAUAUUCCAGAGGAGUUUGGCGACUCAGUUAAUCUUGCCGGGGUGAAUUUAAAGUGAACUCUUGAUACAAGAACCUCACCGAACGACUUCUUGUCAGACUUAGCGUCCUUUCUGGAUCAUCUGAGUGCUAGUUUGCCUCUACGCUGCCUAGUUGUGUUGUGCUGUCGAACUUGCCGAAUCGAGGUGAAAAAUGGCGGACUCAAAUGCUGCUUCGAAUCAAAUUAACCUUGCAGCUGUAAAACGCGUCGACCCGUAUGCCAGAGACAUUUUGGAGAAGGCCUCUCAAGUGGCACUGUAUUCGUUCAACGGCGAGAAGAAUGAAUGGAAAAAGACUGAAGUUGAGGGUGCCCUUUUUGUGUACAGUCGCACUGGGGAGCCGUUUCACAACAUUCUUAUUAUGAACCGCCUUAGCACUCAAAAUUUGAUGGAACCGGUAGUGCAAGGUCUGGAUAUUCAAAGACAGGAGCCUUUUCUCCUGUACCGGAACACCAAGUGCGACAUCAAUGGCAUAUGGUUCUAUGACAAGGACGAGUGUGUGAGGAUUGCAGGAGUCCUGGACAGACUGUUACGGGAAGCUCCUCUCACAAACUGCCCUCCACCGGCAUCCAAACCGGUGCCAGUUCCGCUGCACAACAAUAACAACAAUGGUACUGACAUAUUCAGCAUGCUUAGUAAAGCUCAGGAAGAUUAUUUUUCCAAGACUGUUUUAUCGCCUAACCAUGCACAUGAAGCUCGCCCUGCAGAAACUCCGCAGACAGUUUUGGACUUUUUUGCAAAGGCCAGCACUAGCUCCAACAAACCAGUGGUGACGCCGUCUCCUGCUCUAUUCAUGGCCCAACAUGCUGCUCAGAGAGUUCAGGCCCCAGAGGCGCAUGACCCUAGUUUGAGGCCCAUUCUUCAACGCUUGAAAUCUAAUCCAGUUCACAGUGUUGAGCACAUAGAGAAGCAGCAAAGAUCAGUGACGCCACAGCAGAUGGAUGUGCCACCUCAUGAACAAAAGUCUGCUCAAAAAGAACAGAAGCGAAGUGGAUUCAAACUGAAGCCUGCAAAAGAAAACGGGAAAAGCAAAGCACAGGGUGCAGGACAUGCAGCCAACAACUCUGUCUCUGCAGUGGCAAAUGGUAUCAACUUCCUGCGAAUCUCUCCAACAAAUGUUGCCGUGUCACCACAACAACCUCAAGGUGUUUUGGCUUCUCCUCGAACCCCAGGAACAACAGGCCCUAUGCAUGACUCGAGACCUGAUGUCACCCCAAAGCCAGCUCUAAUGCCUCCUGUCAUGUUCACUUCAUCACCUGCAUACGAUGCAUCUCCCCAGGCUUCACAACAUCCCGCACACAUUGUGAAUAUGGUGAAUCAGGUUUCACAGUCCCCACCGCUGAAACCAGAGCCUUUAACCAAAAAUCAACUGCUUCAGGCCUUCCAUUAUCUUUUGAAGAACGAUCCAGACUUUGUCAACACGCUUCAUGAGGCAUAUGUAAAGUCGUUUGCUGAAAUUGUCCCUUAGUUUUGUUCGCUUUCCUUGACUUGGGCCCUAGUUUGGUGUAAAUUAUUUUACUACUUGUGAUAGCCAAUCAUCUUAUUGAUUGGUAUACUCUUUUAUUGAAUGGAUCAAUGGAUUUCCUUAGGGCUUUGUACAAAAUGAAGCAACUUUAUUUCUACAUUGCCCUUUGCAAUCUUGUGGUGUUAAUUUCUGUGACUUAGCAUACCACAAUGACUCGGAUAAACCUCAUGGUUUCUUCUAAACACUUAAAAGAGAUUUUGAUUGCAAAAAUUCUCUCUUUAUUAGCUUCUAUUUCUCAAGAGAGAUAGUAGCCAUAUCUGGCCUUUCUAAUGAAGUGUGCCAUCAGUUUCUUGAAUGUUUAGCACCUUAUCGCCUUAAUGACUUCUGCUGUGGAUGUUUGUUAGCCUAUCUGAUUUUUAUAAGUUUAUGGAGUACCUGAGGGAGUGGGUAGUGAGCUGAGGCUACUUUUUAAAAGAAAAAGAAUCAUUUGUAUGACCUUUUUACCUCCCUGUAACUAUGACUCUUUGUACACCAUAACCAUGACAGUUGCUUACUGUGAAUUGGCAGGUCAUGCUUGAAUGUUACUUCACUAUACUCAGCAUCAUUUCCCCCUCUGAUAUAAUUUUAUUAUAUUUGAAGUCACUAUUUUUGGAAGAUAAUUUGUCUCUUAAUUUGUCUUUUUUCCUUUCUUUGGAAUGAAUACCUACUUGUUGUAGGUAUGUCUGAAGUUUGAUGUGAUAGCUAAAUGAAUCAUCUGGAAAUGAUCUUAUGAAGUUGGCAAGUUAAAUUUUGCAGUUUCUGUUGAAAUUGUUUAACAUUGCUGCAUUGUAAGAACAUGUGAUGUGGUUUGUUCAUGGCAUUAUAUUGAAAUGUGUUCCUUUUAUUUAAGAAGAAUUUUCAAUUGUAAUUGAAGAUAAUUUGUAACUUUCUUUGUCUGGUUCUUAAAUAGUGGCCACUGAUUCACCAUUCAAUCUGUGUUUUUUUCUCUCUCUCUCUCCUUUUUUCACUUUUUUAAAUUGAUGUGCAAUAUUGGCAUGGCAUUUCCUCUUUUAUCUGUUUUGUCUUAAUGUCUUGUUCUUUUUGAGUUGUGUAAAACAAUCUACAUCUCUGUUCUAUUUGAUUUAAACUUUGUGAGAAUCACUUGAAAUUGUUUGUGCUAGAUUGUAUGUUCAGUGUGCUUAUUAGGUUCUGAAAUUCCCCUGCAGAACAUGAAUUAUUUCAUUGUCCCUCCUGGUCUGAGACUGUUAAAUUAAAGACAGGUUUAUAGCUCACCGGGACACUCAUUUUUAAUCAAAUUGUGAGUUAUUUUCUCACUGUAGUCAUCAUUUCCAAAUUUACUUAAUAUUAUGACAUACUGUUCUCAGUCGAUUUUUAUUUUUUAUUUCUAGAUUUUGAUUGACUAGGGUAAAUAAACUGUGAAAUCUAAUAGGCAAUGUUUCUUAUUUCCAAUUUGAAUAAACUGGAGCUUUUUACUGUCUCAAUCUAAAAUAAUGUAAUUGAAUUAAUUUUGUGUUGGCUAUUGGCAAGUGAGGCAAUAUAAAAUGCCUGCCAACCUCCUGAGAAUCACUCAUGUGAAAAAAAAAAUUACUUGUUCAAUCUUGAAAUUGUUUGCCUCUCAUCAGUACAUUGUAGAUGAUGUUUUGUUUUAGUGAACUUUAGAUGCAUAUAGUCAAAGUUUAUUUUGUAGAAAGAAGAAACCCUUAUAAUUAUGUUCUCUUUUAGAGAAUAUUUUGUUUGUGCCAAUUGGAGCAUGUAUUUAGCAUUGGUGAACAAGUAGGGAACAUCCCAAUAGCAUUGUGAGAUUUGGUUUUGAGGAUCUUAUUUUUUAAGAAAAGGCAAUAACGUUCAGAGUGCUUAAGACCUUUGCAUUGAGACAGCCAUCAGUGUCAUGUUGCUGGAUAGUCUUUAUCCAACCCACCGUCAGUUACUAUUGUUGUUGCACCUCAGGUUUAGGGGAUCCAUUACAUACUGUAAAGAAGGAUGCUGUUAUUCUAGAACAAUAAAUGCUGGCAGGCAAGGAAGUA
This is a messenger RNA of Thrips palmi, 3604 nucleotides long. RefSeq names its product mRNA-decapping enzyme 1B (gene DCP1). Gene Ontology annotation, molecular function: mRNA binding; enzyme activator activity. NCBI's taxonomy places the organism in Eukaryota, Metazoa, Arthropoda, Insecta, Thysanoptera, Thripidae. The transcript has a single exon. The record is from RefSeq and is a predicted model, not a curated record. The coding region runs from base 270 to 1583 and encodes 437 amino acids. Gene Ontology annotation, biological process: deadenylation-dependent decapping of nuclear-transcribed mRNA; deadenylation-independent decapping of nuclear-transcribed mRNA; positive regulation of catalytic activity. Gene Ontology annotation, cellular component: P-body.